Molecule: messenger RNA, 693 nt
Organism: Cuscuta campestris
Lineage: Eukaryota; Viridiplantae; Streptophyta; Magnoliopsida; Solanales; Convolvulaceae
Source: the annotation of a GenBank genome assembly
AAGUAAAUUAUCUCUACAUCAUGUGCUAUGUAUUACUACGUACACAACUUGGUCUGGGAAGAGAUUAUCGAGACUAUGUUGAGGAAAGGGGUGAGCAUUUCUGAGAAUCAAAUUGGUUUCAUGCCAGGCUUGUCAAUUACUGCUGCCAUUCAUCUCGUGAGGAGACUCAUGAAGCAGUAUAGGGACCUAGACAUGGUGUUUAUUGACUUGGAGAAGGCAUGCGACAGGGUUUCUAGAGAGAUCUUAUGGAGGUGCCUUGAGCACAGAGAGGUAUUGAUUGCUUAUAUUCGGGCUAUUGAGGACAUAUAUGAGGACAUGUAUGACGAGGGGCUAAGCUUUGGAAUCUUGCUUCUAUCAUUCAUGCCAAUGGAGAGGUUGGUGGGGAUGUUGCGCAUCUUAUUGGUGGCGCUUGGGAAAAUUGGAAGCUUACUUCAAGUCCUUUGCGUUAAUAGGAUAUUGGCAAACAUGAAAGGGAUGCUUCAUCAGGUUGUAGUCAGAAUGGCUAUGUUGUAUGGUGUCGAUCGAGUGUUGGGCAGUGAAGGAUGCUCAUGUUCAGAGGCUACAAGUGGUAGAGAUGAGGAUGCUAAUGUGGAUGCAUACGAGGAUGGCUAAAAUCUGGAACAAGGAUAUUGGAAGGGUAAAAGUGGUUUUUAUGGAGGACAAUUUGUGUGAUGGUAGAUUAAGGAGAUUAUG